ACCAGGUUGGACUGCACUACCCGUGGGAUCGCCUCUGGGCUUCUGGCCGCGAUGGUGGGGACUGUGGAGACCACGUUCAGCCCUGUCUUCUUGCUCUGGAUUCUGCCACAGCAUUCCGCCUGGGCUGCGCCUCUCGGUGCUAUCUCUCUUAGCUAUAAAUUCACCAUUACUCCUGAUGGACAACCAUGGUGUAAGAUUCAAGGCCAGAUCAAUGGAAAUGAAUUUCUUGAUUAUAACUGUAAUAGCCAAAAGAAUGCCACAGAGGUCUGGGAGAGACAGACUAAAACUCUAAAAGGCCUGAUGGAAGAGCUCAAAAAGAACCUGCUUGACAUUAAACCAGAAAUUAUUAAAAUCAUUGGGAUAGAUUCUUUCUCCCUGCAGGGCACCAUGAUGUGUAAGCAGGAAUCCAAUGGACACAACAGUGCAUCCUGGAAGUUUGGCUUUGAUGGACAUAAAUCUCUCCUCUUUAACGUGGAGAACAAAAGCUGGACAGUGUUGCAACCUGAAGGGGAACCGUUAAAGGAGACAUUGGCCAGUGACAGAGCUAUGAUUGGUGAACUUGUUAGUAUCGCUACUCAAGAUUGUAUAGACUGGCUUCCACAAGUUUCCAGAGCCCAGGGUGAAGUUCUGAGCACAAAAGCAUUACUUUCCUUCUUCAUCUCAACUGGUCUACUUUUGGAAUCCUUCAAAACCACCUCAAUCAAAUCAGCUCCUGAGAGGACUUCUCAAUCACCUUCCUCAAUCACCUUGUGUCGCAGCAGGAGUGACUGGCUCCAUCCACCAUUGCCGCAGCCACAGUUCCGUCCAAGGCCACAACCAGCAUGCCCAUCAUUUCGAUCGUCCCUGUGAUCCUCACCGGCUCCAUCAUAGCUGCCGAUGCGACCAAGGAGGCCCUGGUGGUGUGGACCAUCUCAGCAACUCUGUCUUUUGCUUGGCUGCCUCUGGAUGACCUGCUGUUC
Myotis brandtii (Brandt's bat) is the source of this 959-nucleotide messenger RNA. RefSeq names its product NKG2D ligand 1-like. The coding region runs from base 52 to 849 and encodes 265 amino acids. Gene Ontology annotation, biological process: antigen processing and presentation of endogenous peptide antigen via MHC class Ib; immune response; antigen processing and presentation of endogenous peptide antigen via MHC class I via ER pathway, TAP-independent. The record is from RefSeq and is a predicted model, not a curated record. NCBI's taxonomy places the organism in Eukaryota, Metazoa, Chordata, Mammalia, Chiroptera, Vespertilionidae. Gene Ontology annotation, cellular component: external side of plasma membrane. The transcript has 6 exons.